GGGAAAACAAAAUGUUAACAAGACAAUAGGGAGGGACACGAAGAAGGGGGAGGAUGGUGACUGAGGGGUAAUUUGCUGCUUUCCAUUCCCUCCCCCGCUAUGAGAAGAAUGGUUUCGUGUCGCUUUCCGCCACGAAACGCCCUUCACACGGCCAUGCAGCUUUUAAAAGGUCAUGCCGCCCAAGAAACAAAAAGGAGGCGAGACAAAAAGGGAAGUGGAGAGACACAAGACUCUUCAGCAGCAGCAAGACCACACAGGGCCUCCUCGCAAUGGGUUGGCCUGGUGGUGCGCUCCAGCGAAGCGGCGGUGGGAGGAGACAUGCAGCCGCCCCCGGCGGCAGAGCAAGCCUCCCCGCUAGUUUCUGACGCUAUCAGCGAGCUCGGCGGGCCUGCCCGCAGUGUCUGGGCGGCGGUGGCGGCUCAGCAGGGCCAGACACAGCGAUGGCCCAGAGCGGGGAGACUCACUCUCCCCUCCGCCUGGAAGCAGUUUCCUCCCAGGGAGGCCUGAGGCAGCGGCGGCCCCGGGCCAAGUAAGGGAGGGCCUCCCCUUUUCUCCUCCGCGUUUCCGCGCUGAGCUCCGCCUCUCAACCUUGCGGGGCGGAGGCGCGGCCUGCCCAGCCAGCCGGGCACCAUGUGCUGGAGGAGGCAUUGGGCACGACGGGCUGGCUAAAGCCGCGUCUUCCUCUUCCUCCUGCGCUUCCGAGAAAUCCUGCUGCUCUCGGCCCUAUGGCCAGCGAGGCGACGGCGGCGGCGGGCCCCAGCGCCCGGCUACCCUCCUCCCCAGCGCGAAGGGACUUCUACUGGCUUCGCUCUUUCGUAGCGGGAGGUGUUGCAGGAUGCUGUGCCAAAACAACCAUUGCACCAUUGGAUCGAGUAAAGAUUUUGCUGCAAGCUCAUAAUCGUCAUUACAGACAUCUAGGUGUGCUUUCUACACUGUGUGCUGUUCCGAAAAAGGAGGGUUACCUGGGCUUCUAUAAAGGAAAUGGAGCAAUGAUGAUUAGAAUCUUUCCGUAUGGUGCAAUUCAGUUUACAGCAUUUGGCCAAUAUAAAAAGAUGAUAAAGAAGAAGCUUGGCAUUUCUGGGCAUAUACACCGGUUAAUGGCUGGUUCCAUGGCAGGUAUAACUGCAGUAAUUUGUACGUACCCUCUUGACAUGGUGAGAGUACGUUUGGCAUUCCAAGUAAAAGGGGAUCACAAGUACACUGGAAUUAUUCAUACAUUUAAGACCAUUUAUACAAAGGAAGGUGGUAUGCGAGGGUUUUAUCGAGGACUUUUGCCAACAAUCGUAGGAAUGGCUCCAUAUGCAGGUUUCUCAUUUUUUACCUUUGGUACCUUAAAGAAUGUGGGACUUGCCCAAGCGCCUACCCUGCUCGGGAGGCCUUCCUUAGAUAAUCCUGAUGUCUUAGUUUUGAAAACUCAUGUAAAUUUGCUGUGUGGUGGCAUAGCUGGAGCAAUAGCACAGACAAUAUCAUAUCCUCUUGAUGUAACGCGUCGAAGAAUGCAGUUGGGAGCAAUACUUCCGGAUUCUGAUAAGUGCCUAACAAUGGUACAGACAUUGAAGUAUGUUUAUGGAAACCAUGGAAUACGAAGAGGGUUAUAUCGUGGAUUAUCUCUGAACUACAUUCGUUGUAUUCCUUCACAGGCUGUUGCCUUCACCACUUAUGAACUUAUGAAACAGUUCUUGCACCUUAAUUAAAGACGCUUAAAUUUAAUAGAAAAACACUUCCAUAUUGUGUUUUUCUAUAAAAAUUCCUAUUUCAAAUAAUUGUCAUUGAGGAACCACUGAUAUUUAUAGCACUUUCUUUGCUAAAAGAAAUACAGUGCAAAAAUUGGAGGGUGCUCAACAAGAUGGGUAAUGUAUGGGUUAUUUAAUGUUUGGGAUCCUAGAUGGAAUGAAAAAUAAAUUUGGUAAACUGAAACUUAUCAUGAAGAAAAUUAAUUUUUAUGGCUUCCAGGCCACUGCAUUUUUUGUAUUCCAUUUCAAGUAUUUUUUUUUCUUUUACCUUGAGAGUUCAAUAUCUCCUUUUCUAAAGAGUUGGCUAAUGCCUUAACAAAAAUACAUUGCUUGGAAUAUAUUGGAAACUCCUUUCACUGAACUCAGUUGGACUUGCUUCCAUGCAAAUGAGUUUAGGGCUGAGGUGUCCUUCUGUAAUCCAUUAACUACUUACUUCAGAGUCUUUUACUGAAGUUCCAUUCAUGGAUUGGAGUCUAACUUUGUUUCCCAGAUUUUCUAUGUAGAAAACUGGCUAUAUAAGGGUUACCUUAUAAGUUUAUGCUACAAAACUCUUUGACUGAGAUCCAAAGUGCUGCUUAGGUUUUUUUCAAGGAGCUUUUUCUACCCCAAUUGCUUGUUUUACAUUUUUCUUUGAACAAUUGAUUUUGUGCCAUAUUGCUAACUAGUUCUGGAUUUCCUGAAGAGCAAAACUAUACCUGAUCCUGGGGUUCCAUGAGGAGGAGUUUAUGGUAGGUUUUUGUUUUCUAAUUAGUAGUCCCAUGGGUGGCUUUGAAGAUUUGCGAAGUACCUCACCCCAAACUUCUGUUAGUUCUGUGGCAGGGUUGGGGGAAAGAGAGGUAAAGCUUCCUGGAUUUCUAAAGUAGUCACAUGGAGCUGGUUUUUUUUUUUUUUUAAAGCAGAAUGGGGAAGCUAAUAAUAUAUAUCUGAGAUCUCAUUUGGCCCUAAGUUUUAAACAUAGUUUCCUGUGCCGCAUGGGGAGCUGCUGCUAAAAAACCCACACCAAAAUUGUCUAGUGCCUCCAUUAGUUCAUGAAUGAACUUUAUGGUAGUUUGGAUACUGGCCCUUAUAUUUAUGUACUACUAAAUACUUGUGUAUUUUAUUAAUUUCAACGGAAACACUAUAUGUGAUGAAUUCAUUAAACUCUCAUUAUAAAAAGCAAAAUGUAUAAAUGUUUUGAAGUUAUCAGAACAAAUGGCUUACAUUUGAAUUAUAAUAUUCAAUUGAGCUCCUAAAAUGAAAUUAAGAGGGCAUGAACAAAUAAUCAGUAUGGGUCCAAAUCUCAGAAAACAUUAUACCUCUUGCAGGACAUGUGCAUCUGCGACACUACUGAAAGCUGAGGCUAUUCUAUGAUUUUUAGCAUCCUCUAUGAAUGUCUUUGCAUGUGUUCUAUUUUAUCGGAUGGAGAGCAUAUUGUUACAUAUGGACAAAGGUACACACACUCUUCCAGUGGAAGGAGGAAAUAGAAAGUUUUAUUAACAAAAGGAUAAUACUAGAAGGCAACAACUCUGAACCAAUUUCAAGCAGAAACUGUAGCUAUAACUGCAGUAGGCGUGUGCACAUGCAGCCUGUACAGUAUUUUACCACACUGAUGUCACCAUAUUUUUGUGCCUUCUGUUACAACCCCUCCGGAUGUAGGGUACAACUUUAUUACUCUUUAGUUUCUCAACCAUGAAAAUAGACCACACCAAUAAUGGAAGACUGGACUUUUCAGUCAAGUUCUGCCUAUACUACAUAUUAUUGCAUCACAGUGGGGACAGGCUUGAUACCCAAUGUGUGCAUGGUUAUGCCCUUUCAAGGAGAACUGUUCACAUCUGACAAAAAAAAUCAAUCCUGUCACAUGGCGUUAACAACUGUGGGCAAUUUGGAUGAUUACAACUGAGUCAAGAUAGUUAGGCAUGGGUGAAUCUUGCCUACCCAUCUCCCUUUGUUAGCAGUAUUCCAAUGUCGCCUUCCUACUGUAAGUUGAUGUUAAAAAGGUUUAUUUGAUUCAAACAGAAUCUACAUUAAUAAAAUCAGAACAUGAACAGAUCUUAAAUUUUAAAACUAUGGCAAUACAUUUCACUAAUUUUACUGUGAAAUGAUGUAACUUAUUUAUUUAUUGUAAAUACUGUACAUGGAUACUAGCAACAGCUAGGUUAUCAAAACUAACAGAUGUAAGAUGGAUAUUGCAUAUGGUCCACAACUGGGACAUAUACUCAAAUUCUGUGGCUUGAUUUUUUUAAGUGAAAGUUUAUCUUUUUAGAUAUUGUCAAAUUAUACAUGUCAUUAUUGGCAGAAAUGUAAUUACUGUGUAUUAAAAUAAGUCUUGAAAAGCAAUACAACUGAACAUACCAGCCAACAUAAAUGCAUGUUUGGAAUUAUGUCUUCCUCUUAUCCAGGCUUAUGGUGUUUAAUUAAACGAUCUUAAAGUGA
Molecule: messenger RNA, 4145 nt
Organism: Hemicordylus capensis (graceful crag lizard)
Lineage: Eukaryota; Metazoa; Chordata; Lepidosauria; Squamata; Cordylidae
Gene: SLC25A16
Product: solute carrier family 25 member 16
Exons: 9
Coding region: 726-1694 (322 amino acids)
Biological process (GO): transmembrane transport
Cellular component (GO): mitochondrial inner membrane
Source: RefSeq, a predicted model, not a curated record